This is a messenger RNA of Clunio marinus, 1870 nucleotides long. Lineage: Eukaryota; Metazoa; Arthropoda; Insecta; Diptera; Chironomidae. The record is from the annotation of a GenBank genome assembly.
AUGAUUAUUGAUAAUGUGAAAAUUAUUAAUUGUACAAAUAAAGCAAUCUUAGCGACAAUUAUCGCAACAACAUUGCUUGUCUACUUUUUUUACCUUUUUAAUGGUUGUUUGUUGUCAGGUUUCAAUAAAGCUUUUCGAAGGUUUCCAGAUUAUAAUUUCCUCAACACUUCAACUCAAUCAACAAUAACCGACGAUACUCAAAUCAUCUUUGGGAGUAUUGUUAGAAUCGUAUCAUUGACUGAUGAUGAUAAUAGAAAUGAAAGUUCUUUCAAAUAUCGACUUGUGAAUCCACAAAAUCUUUCAGCACGCAGAUUACCUGAUGUUCUUUUGAUUGGAGUUAAAAAAUCUGGCACAAGAGCUUUACUUGAAUUUGUCAGAGUUCAUCCUGAUGUUCGAGCUGCCGGUUGUGAAGUUCAUUUUUUUGAACGACAUUACACAUUCGGAUUGAAUUGGUAUCGAAAGAAAAUGCCACCAACUGUGACAGGUCAGUUAACUAUGGAAAAAACUCCAUCAUAUUUCGUAACGUCUUCAGUGCCAUCGAGAGUGUACAAAAUGAAUCCAAAGAUUAAAUUACUUCUUGUCGUUCGCAAUCCAGUUACAAGAGCAAUAAGUGACUACACGCAAUCAUUUAGCAAGAACAAAGAUAUGAAGAAAUUUGAAGAAUUAUCUUUUGUCAAUGGCUCUUACGAACUUGUCGAUACAAGCUAUGGGGCAAUUAAAAUUGGUGUAUACGCAAAAUAUCUAGAGCGGUGGCUGAAAUGGUUUCCGCUCAAACAAUUAUUAAUCGUGAGCGGUGAAAGGCUCAUAUCUGAUCCCGCUGCAGAGCUUUAUCGUGUACAAGACUUUCUCAAUUUAAAACGAGUGAUAACUGAAAAGCAUUUUUACUUCAAUUCAACGAAAGGCUUUCCCUGCCUCUUAAAAUCUGAAUCGAGAUCAACUCCACAUUGUCUGGGGAAAACUAAAGGCCGAAGUCAUCCAAAGAUUGAUCGAAAGGCCAUUGAGAGGCUCAGUGAAGAUAAGUGGACUGGAAGAUGGUUUCCAACUAAUCCCAAUGAAAUUCAAACUGUUGACAGUACAACAGAUAGUUGGAAAGGAAAAUGGUUUCCAGAAAUUCCAUCAUCACACAAUAGUAACGAUGGAAGCUACGAAAGAGAUAGAAUAAUGGGAAUCCCUAAUAGCGAAUGCGACGAUGGCGAGACAAAUCUUAGUACUGACUUUGAUCCAAAUAAUUAUGAACAUUCCGUAAUGUUCACGUGCCUUGAGAGGAGCUACAAGCCAAACUACGAUUUUGAGCCAAUUGAAACAAUAUACAAUGUGCCAAAGUUUUAUACGCCAGUUCACAAAUGCAUGAACGAGACUAUAUCCUACGAACAAAGAAUUCCAACUCUCGGAUAUCAUCGACCACUAUGGGCAGCGUAUGGCGAAUACAUUUACCUGCCACCUCAACGAUGGCUACACAAUCUUGAACAUGGCGCAAUCGUUGCGCUUUAUCAUCCUUGUGCUAAUAAAAAUCUCAUCGAUCAACUAAAGAAAAUAGUUAAACGUUGUCUCUUCCGUCACAUUAUUACACCUUCACGUGAACUUUCACCGCAAAGACCGUUUGCACUCGUAGGCUGGGGAACGUCCUUGGAAUUCAGUGUGAUCAACAGACCGACGCUCGUUGAAUUCAUUCGAAAAUACGCAAAAGCCGGACCAGAAAAAGUGUCGCGUGACGGUCAGUACAAAAAACUUCUGACGGAAUCUUCUAAAAUUAUAACAGAUGUAGAUGACUCGGACGUGUGUCCGUAAACUAACCAAUGUUGUGAUGUAAUAGGGGAAUAAACUAAUGAAAAAGAUGCUCUUGUAAAAGGGAAAAUAUAAAUUUAAAGAA